UUCUUCCAUUAACAUAACAGCAACUGAACAACCUUAAUUCUCUCAAUUAUCAGAAGCAUUUUUCAAAUUAUCAAAACGUGAUGUAUUUUAAUAACAACAGAACCACAACGCCUUUCGGGACCCAAUGGGGUGCUCCUCGUUACAACAAGACACCUUCCAAGGUGGUUUCGAUUCCGGUUCGUUUUGUUGGGUCUGAGAGAAACAAAAAUGAUUCAGCCAUAAAGAUUCAGAGGGUUGCAAGAGGGUUUCUUGUGAGGAAGAGUAUGAAGAAGAUGUUGAAGAUGAAAGUGGAGUUGGAGGAAAUUGAGAAGAAGGUGAAUAGUGAAGAAACUGUGAAGAUGAUGAAGAAUGAGCAAAAGGAGAGGAUAAGAAUCAGUGAAACCAUUAUGAAUUUGCUUCUUAAGUUGGAUUCUGUUAGAGUGUUUCAUUUUUCUGCUCUUAGGGAGUUGAGAAAGUUGCUCAUUAAAAGGGCCAUUUUUCUUCAAGAAUUGGUUGAUCAAAUUCAAAUGGUGAGUCCCACAGAUGACGUUGAAGAGAACUGUUCGGAGAAGGAAAAGGUGGGGUGUGAAGAGGAGAUAGAGGGUGGUAAAAAAGUUGAAACUUUGGUGAAUGAGGAUGGAGGGGGUAACUGUGUUGAAAAUGAAGAAGGAGGGUGUGAGGUGGAGAAUGAGGAUGAUGGUAAGGGUAUAUGUGUAAAAGAAGAUGAUAAUUGUUUGAUGAAGGUAAAAGAGGAAGAGGGUGAAGAUGAGGAUGAGAAGAAAAUGGAGGAAGAAGAGAGUGUGGGAUCAAGUUUGAUGGAGCAAGAAAUUGAGGAGGAUAUAGUGGAUGUGAAAGAAGAAGAGGGUAGAGAUGUAACUUUAUGUGAUGAGGAAGAGGAUGAGAAAAGGGAAAUAUUGAUAAGGAUGAUGAAUGAGAAUGAGAAGAUGAUGCAUAUGAUGACACAAUUGUUUGAGAGGAAUGAGAAACAAACAUCACUUCUCACAUCUCUCACACAAAGAGUGGAGCAGCUUGAGAGAGCAUUCACUUGUGACAAAUUGAAGAGGAAGAAUAAGAAUAGGAGACAUGUUGAUGCCAAACAUAGAUAUCAAUAAUGGAUGCAUAUGAUGAGUUUGGCUUUGUUUUUUUUUUAAAUCAUAUUUUGUAAUGAAUUUUGUUGUCUCUUAAGUUAGUGUUUAUUGUUAUCAAUGUAACUAACUAAUUUCAAUGAAGUGGCUUGCCUAUUUUCUUUUGA
Vicia villosa (hairy vetch) is the source of this 1231-nucleotide messenger RNA. RefSeq lists its product as uncharacterized. The transcript has a single exon. Lineage: Eukaryota; Viridiplantae; Streptophyta; Magnoliopsida; Fabales; Fabaceae. Gene Ontology annotation, biological process: protein folding. The coding region runs from base 81 to 1091 and encodes 336 amino acids. The record is from RefSeq and is a predicted model, not a curated record. Gene Ontology annotation, cellular component: plasmodesma. Gene Ontology annotation, molecular function: protein-folding chaperone binding.